Messenger RNA from Williopsis jadinii, 620 nucleotides. RefSeq lists its product as uncharacterized. The transcript has a single exon. Lineage: Eukaryota; Fungi; Ascomycota; Saccharomycetes; Phaffomycetales; Wickerhamomycetaceae. Bases 90 to 416 code for a protein of 108 amino acids. The record is from RefSeq and is a predicted model, not a curated record.
GGCCUUCAAAUGUCAAGUCACGAGGAUACGCCUCUUGAGAAUGACUGAAGAGUACACGAGCAAGACAUGCACUGGCUGUGGGACAAUAAAUGCCACAUUGUCUCUGGCUGGCCUACCGCACAUUUCACUGUGCCUCGUGCAAAUUGUUUGUUCACCGCAACAUCAACGGUGCGCGCAACACCCUCAUCAAAUGUCGCAUCUCAGUAAGACACACACAUGGAGUGUGUUCAUGCUCCGAUAAAGAAAUUACUAUCUCUGUUCUGUUUCUAAGGAGCACAGAAGGGUAUGAUCAUGAAUGGCAACCCUACUUGACUUUAAAAGCUCACAACCCCUUGUGCAUACGCAUUAUACAGUUCUACAUGUCAACGGUAUCUGUCAAGCUACCGAUACCAAAAAAAUACACAACAUACACAUAGCUCAUAGAUCAGCAUGACUUGACUCUCAAACUGCAGUGAUUGUGUCUACAGAAUUGCCUCCAAGUGUUCUCCAUAAACGCAAUUCGUAGAAGCUCAAGUAUCAAUUCUUCUAACAUCGGCUAUAUUGCGUUUCCGAGGUAACCACCGGCAAUGGGGUUAUGCGGCGCUUACCACCUUUGGAAUACAAAAGUUUAAAAUGCAGUG